CUCCGCCCUAAUGCUAGUCUGAGGCCGUCGGCUUCCUCCAAAGCGCUUGGCACUCCAAAGCUGCUAAAUGUUUCUUCUAUUCUGUUGUAUUUCCUACAGAAAAUAGGAAAAUAUAUAUUAUUCGAGGAAGUAAAUAUCAUUGUGGAGUGGAAAAGCCGAGGGAUACCCUUCUGUCGGAUUUGCAUCGGCGUUGUGGCACAUUUGUUCAGUACUUUAGCUCGAGAAGCUAACGCUAGCGGUUGACGAGAGUGGAAGCAUCGGCAGGAGUAAGACGAGCCCUCCCUCCCCCCAACACUUCCCGUGACCUAGUUAUGCGCUGAUUUGACUUUGCUCCCAUGAAUGGCAAGAGUAUGAGCCUCUAAUCAACACCUGGUAUCAUGGCUUCACUCUCGCCCUGACCUCUUGGUUCACCCAGGAUCCAAAAUGAGCAUAAGCAGUGAUGAGGUCAAUUUCCUUGUGUACAGAUACUUGCAGGAGUCAGGCUUCUCCCACUCAGCGUUCACCUUUGGCAUAGAGAGCCACAUCAGCCAGUCCAACAUCAACGGCGCUCUGGUGCCCCCUGCUGCCCUCAUCUCCAUCAUCCAGAAAGGCCUGCAGUAUGUGGAGGCUGAAGUCAGCAUCAAUGAGGACGGUACCCUGUUUGAUGGACGACCGAUCGAGUCGCUGUCUUUGAUUGAUGCAGUGAUGCCAGAUGUGGUGCAAACGAGGCAGCAGGUGUAUAAGGAUAAGCUGGCUCAGCAGCAAGCUGCCGCUGCCAAGAACGGAGAGAGCACAGCUAAUGGAGAAGAGAACGGAUCUCACACGCUGUCUAACCACCACUCAGACAUGAUGGAGGUGGACAGGGCGGUGGAGAUCCCAGCCAGUAAAGCUAUGGUGCUGCGGGGCCAUGAGUCUGAGGUCUUCAUCUGUGCAUGGAACCCUGUCAGUGAUCUGCUGGCCUCUGGCUCUGGAGACUCAACCGCACGGAUCUGGAACCUGAGUGAGAGCAGCACAGGAGGAUCCACUCAGCUGGUGCUGCGGCACUGCAUUCGGGAGGGGGGGCAGGAUGUACCCAGUAACAAAGACGUCACCUCACUGGACUGGAAUAGUGAAGGUACACUUCUUGCCACAGGAUCCUAUGAUGGCUUUGCCAGGAUAUGGACUAAAGAUGGUAAUCUUGCCAGUACACUGGGGCAGCACAAAGGUCCAAUAUUUGCUUUAAAGUGGAAUAAGAAAGGAAAUUUUAUCCUCAGCGCUGGUGUUGAUAAGACCACCAUUAUUUGGGACGCCCACACAGGAGAGGCCAAGCAGCAAUUUCCAUUCCAUUCAGCUCCAGCUCUGGACGUGGACUGGCAGAGCAACAACACGUUUGCCUCCUGCAGCACAGACAUGUGCAUUCACGUGUGUAAACUGGGCCAGGACAGACCAGUCAAAACAUUCCAGGGCCACACAAAUGAAGUCAAUGCAAUCAAAUGGGAUCCGACUGGGAAUCUCUUGGCCUCCUGCUCUGAUGACAUGACGCUAAAGCUUUGGAGCAUGAAACAGGACACUUGUGUUCAUGACCUUCAAGCCCACAGUAAGGAGAUCUACACCAUCAAAUGGAGCCCAACUGGCCCUGGAUCCAACAACCCCAAUGCCAACCUCAUGCUGGCCAGUGCAUCAUUUGAUUCAACGGUGCGUCUGUGGGAUGCAGAGUGUGGUUCCUGCAUCCACACACUGACCAAACACCAGGAGCCUGUCUACAGCGUGGCAUUCAGUCCAGAUGGACGGCACCUGGCCAGCGGUUCCUUCGACAAGUGUGUCCAUAUCUGGAACACGCAGAGUGGUGCUUUAGUCAACAGCUACAGAGGGACGGGAGGGAUUUUUGAAGUAUGCUGGAACUCCACUGGAGACAAAGUGGGCGCAAGUGCAUCAGAUGGAUCGGUUUGUGUAUUAGAUCUAAGGAAAUGAUGCUGUUGCUGGGAAGCCAUGGACCGACUAUGAAUGUGUGCACAGCCAAAUUUACUGACUGUCCCUGGCCCAUCAUCAUCAUCCACUGCUGUAGUCCACGUGUGAGGCUCCAGACCAACGGUCCCUCAGCUCCAUCAUAACACAGACCCGUGAUGCUUACCACACACACAAAAUCAGCGUGCCUGAGAACUGUUAUAAACAGACACGCUGGACACAUGAGAAAUACACCACAAAUGCACACACACACCUCAUUAGUUCCUGUGUGCGUCAUUCCAAACCCAGAGGGCCGAGGUCCACGCCGCUGUCGUGAGCAUAUUGUACACGUCAGUGCUUCAGAGACGGUUUAUGUGUAACUGCAUGAGCUAAAGAGUAGAGCUGUUGAAUAUGGCCAACUCGUGGCCGUAAGAUAUCGACAAUUCGGAGUAUUGGCACUGUAUGUUGAGUAGCUCUCCGACUUUGGAACUGUUCUCCAAAAAUGCUCAAGGAUUUUUUUUUUUUUUAAAUACAGAGUUAUAAGAGUACAGAAAGCCUGUUAAAUUACUCUGCUAUAUUUUCUAAAACGAAUGACCUGUGUUAUUUUAUACAACCUAUGCAGCUUUGUGGUAAGACAAAACUGAACUUGCAGUGCAUGAAUGGGUGAAACUCAUAGGUGAAGCCUGAACGUUUUAAAAUAUCUGAUAGGCCCACCCUAAAAACACGACAGCACAUUCACUGUCACUGUUACAGAAGACAUAGCUGACAGGUUUUUCAUUCCUUUUCCCUUUUUUUUGGGAGUUGGUGAUUGUCCUCCUACAAUGGUAUUUGACAUGACACCUCACUUAAAAAUGUUUAUUACAAAGAUUUCUCCCUCAGAUUAGAUGACCUUUCUUUAGUGUUGCGUAGUGCUGUCAUUUCUUGCUUUCCUACAGAGGUUGAGCUCUGACUCUCAUUACACUUUCAGUGCUGCAGUGAACUGGUAUGUGUGUGACUCUAACCGCUGCAGUCUGUGGCUUCAUGUGAGUGACAGAAUUAUGGGUCGGUGGGAUUUUUUUAUUUAUUUUUUUUUUUCGUUUCGUUCAGGCAGUGGGAGGUGGAUGUGCUUUUCGACUCCUCUAGCUCCAUAGUUCAGAGUCAGGAUAAGGUGGUGCCCGUUUUGCUCCCUAUUUUUGUUUGUAAAAUGACGUCAUUGCGCAGUGAUGCAGAAACUGACGUGGAAAAACGUAACUGUGACCACAGGGAUUUUUCCUUUUAGAUGCUACUGUUAUAAAUGAUGUAAACUCCAUUGAUGUUUGUCAUUUUUCUCACAGUCUGGUUUCUUUAGGGUGACAGCACAUUGAUUUAAAGUUCGCUAGAUGCUGUCAAGUGUCUUUAUAAAAUACCAUUAGACAGUCAUAGUCCAGAGAUGCAGCUUUUCUCCAGCACACUCUUAAUCUCGCCCCUCAGCACUUUAUACAUACUCCCAUGAAACCCAAUGAGCACUUAAAUCGUUUUUUUAUCUUUUGGACUGAAAUUACUGACAUUAGACAUUUACUGGAAUGAA
This is a messenger RNA of Carassius carassius (crucian carp), 3448 nucleotides long. Its product is annotated as F-box-like/WD repeat-containing protein TBL1XR1. Gene Ontology annotation, molecular function: transcription corepressor activity; protein binding. Lineage: Eukaryota; Metazoa; Chordata; Actinopteri; Cypriniformes; Cyprinidae. Gene Ontology annotation, biological process: regulation of transcription by RNA polymerase II. The coding region runs from base 424 to 1929 and encodes 501 amino acids. The record is from RefSeq and is a predicted model, not a curated record. Gene Ontology annotation, cellular component: histone deacetylase complex. The transcript has 16 exons.